Molecule: messenger RNA, 856 nt
Organism: Camelina sativa (false flax)
Lineage: Eukaryota; Viridiplantae; Streptophyta; Magnoliopsida; Brassicales; Brassicaceae
Source: RefSeq, a predicted model, not a curated record
AUGAAAGACACAAUUGCGAAAAAGAUAGGGAAAAAGAUAAGGGAAAAGAUAGGGAAAAAGAUAGGGAAUAUCAGGAAAAUAGGAUCACUGAGUAUUGGAGCCUUUGCCGGAGUCAUCAUAGCAGCAAUUGUGGGUUUCAUUGGGAUCAUCAUUGGUAUAUGCUUUUUAUUAGGUUGCUGUUUCAGCCGUAAAGCAAAAGAGGCUCAAAUUGCUGCUGAAGCUGAACAAGAACACAAGGCGACGACUUCAAUGGCUCCUAAUCAUAUCCUCAUCGUCCUCCUCAUAGUCGUCUCUCAUUCUCUAACUGCUGGGUAUUCUCUUUCCUCAAGAGAUGCUUACUCAAAACAAGACGACGAGUCAUAUGUCAUGGCAACGAGUGAUCAAGCACCAUCGGUGGUCGUUGUAGCAGAUCUAGUAAAAGGUCGUCUCCUAGCCAGAGUACUCGCCAGCUCAGAAGUGAUUGUGAAUAAUGUAGCUCAUAAGAGCACUUCAAAAAAAGGUGGAAAGAAGAAACAUAAGGGCAAGAAAAUAGGAUCAUUGGGUUUUGCAGCCCUUUUUGGAAUCAUCUUUGCACUACUUGUGGUUUUACUUGUGAUACUUAGUGUUAUAUACGUUUUUCAUCUGAAGCACAAAAGAAAAAAUGCUCGAAGUGCUGAACAAGGAACUGCCUCUGGAAAAGUCAAUGAGUCAUCGCAAAAUCAGACUUCCAAAACUGAAGAUCAUGUCUAAAACAACAUCAUCGUAUCAUCAUCACCUCAUGGGGAGCUCAAGAUUUAUUAUAUUUUCUGUUGUGUGAUUUCUUUUUUUAGUUAAUCCUGUGUUUAUGGUUCAUAUUAUUUCUGUUAAUAGAGUUAUA